This is a messenger RNA of Leptonychotes weddellii (Weddell seal), 3087 nucleotides long. Lineage: Eukaryota; Metazoa; Chordata; Mammalia; Carnivora; Phocidae. The record is from RefSeq and is a predicted model, not a curated record.
CAGCCCUUUGCUUCCCUCCCAGGGCCAGUCAUGGUUUCCCUGAGGCCCUGCUCCGAGCUGCUGAGCCCCCAGCCACUGCUCCCAGAGAGACCCCCCUCCGUCCCCACGGCCCCCUCCAACCAAACAGGGAAGGUGGUUGUAGAAGAUGGCCGGAGAUCCUUCUCCCUGCUGGAGGAGCAGGUGCCCAGGCAGGCAGCAGCUGAACACAGGCCAGAAGAGAAGACAGCUCGGCUCACAAACGGCUUUGACAUGGAGUGUCCCCCACCAAAGACAGAGAACGAGCUGCUGCAGAUGUUCUAUCGACAACAGGAGGAGAUCCGAAGACUCCGGGAGCUGUUGACCCAGCGCGAGGUGCAGGCCAAACAGUUGGAACUGGAGGUCAAAAACUCGCAGAUGGGCUCAGAGAGGUUCUGAGCAGAGACCUCUGCCUUCCCCGCCCUCAGGGACACCACUCGGCUCCAUGGGAGGUCCAGAACCAAACCACAAGUCCCCCAAGAACAACCACUAUUUCUAUAUUUUUUACCAGAAAACGAAAACUCUUGGUUGCUGAAAGAUUCUAGUGGGAGGGAUGUGGUGCCGUUUUUCUAUUUGCCUUCUCAAAACAAGUGUCUGAAUUGACUCUUUUUAGACAAUAACUUGCCUUCUGUUAGAGCUGGAAGGACCUAAGAGGGGAAGCUGCCUGUGAUUUUCAGACUGUGGUCCACAGAAUGGGAGGAAGCCUAAGCAGAAGGGCCAUGCCCCCCCUCCACCCUGCUCCAACCAGACAGUUCCCUUUCUUACUGAUUUAAAUAUUGGCUUCUGUGGAAUACAUAAUUCUUCUGAAAAAACCUUUAGAAGUUUGAAAAACAGUGAUCUGGCCCAACUUCCUCAUUUUACAGGUGGGGAAACUGAGGCUCAGAGAGAGACAAGUGAUCAAGAUCCGCAGAGGGUUCAUGACAGGGCUGGGUCAAGCCUCUGGUCUGCUGGGUCUGUCUUUCUGCUGUUUCUGGUCUGAUGCAGUCUCAGCCCACAGGGCAGGAAUCCGUUUAUUCUGGCCUCGGCUGUGCCCCUGAUUUGUGCAGUGACCUCUUACAAGUCCUUCCCUCUCUGGUCUCAAUUUCUCCAUCUGAACCUGGGGUCGCUGGGGUGUGCUGCCCUCUACAGGAUCUGCCACCUGCGAUGAGAAACCUUGGCCGUGACCUGAGGAAAACUACCUAUAGGGUGAUGAUCAGGGUCUGCUGUAGGAACUCACAAGACAUUGGUGAACGGGCAGAGGAGCUUUAACUGCGGGGAAAUAAGUCAAGCUUUGGCCCAGUGCUAGAACACAGAUAGGAGGCUCCCACACCAUCCUCUCUUCAACCAGAAUCAGCCAAGUAUGGGCAGACACUAUCCCUUAUGUGGGGGAGCAGACAUCAGAGUGGUUCCCAUGACCACGGACUGCCACCCCCAAAGCCCUCAGGCCACAGAGCCUGCCCGCUUCCGGAGGAUGUAGGCAGAUUUUGGUCCAGGAGGGAGGGAGCCCCAGCACUGAAGGAUGCCAGCAGAGCCCCAUGGCCACCCACUUCUGGAGAGGGAGGACUGCACUAGGCAAGGAGUAGGGCCGGGUGACCCUGAAGUUCCCUUCUAGCCUGAGAGUUUUUAUAUGUCCCUCCUUUGGGAGUCUGUGUUCUGAGCCUAUUCGCUAAGGUUCUUUCUCAGUGGUCAGUACAGCAGCCUAGCUAGAGAUGGAGAAUGUUGGAAAUUAAAUGUACCCCCUCCUUACUGAGGAGGUGCAGGCGAUGGGGUUUUGCCCACUGCACAGGGCAGUCCUGGAGCUAAGAUUGGGACGGGAGGAGGCCACCUAACCUGGUAGGUUUCAAUCCAGGCUGUACAUGAGAGUCCUCUUAGGAGGGUUCGAGAAAUACAGAUGCCCAGUCCCAACCCCAGACCAGUUGAAGCUGCAUCUCCAGAGUAGGGCCUGGCUUUGUGUAUGUUGUUAUAAGUUCCCAGGUAUUCUGCAGUACAGUGAGGAUGGAGAGCCACUGGGCUAGCCCAUCUGUACCUAAUUGCAGUAGAGACAAGGACAGUGAGCAUCAGACAGGCUCCGGGACUCCAACCCCAUCCUCUGAGUCCAGGUUGGAAGCGUCAUCCCAUGUCUCUCUGGGACCCCUGGCUACAACUCGAUGAGGGCUCUGGACCCCUGAGCGCCCCCUCCCCUAGCCAUGGUUCUGACCCCUUGUCUGCCUACACACGCCAGACACCCUCAUCCCCUAUCUUGUUGACUUGGUCACUGGGGCUCACCAAAGGCCAAAUCCCAGGGGUUGUGAGGGAACAGAACUCCCCUGGAUAGGGUUCCCUGGCACACCCAGCUCUAAUUCUAACAUGGGCCAGGCAGGCAUCGUCCCCCUGGUCAGAAUAAUGACACUAUCCCCAUGUCAUUCUCAGAGAAUGAAGAAGUAUCCCUCCCACCCGCACUGGCUGCAAACAGGAGGUGGGGGUGAGUCUGGGGAGCAUCCCGAAUGCCUCCUCCACACAGAACCUUCUCAAGCUCUCCCUACCCCUUAAGGGACCCAGACCUCAUGCUUAAAAACAAUGUGAAGGCAUCCGUGAACAAACUUGUUUUUUGGGUUUGCUUUUUUUUAAACUAGAAUAAAUUAUUUAAAUUAUUUCACAGCAAGGGAGAGGGAUAGGUAAUUUUUAUCGAAUAUUUUUUUAAGCCAUUUUUUAAAAUUGCCUUUUUGUUUAUGUUCUUGACUGAUGAAGUAGAAGUUGCCCAGCAUCUGUAGGGCCCGGCCCGCACACUCAGGGCAAAUAGAAUGUGCACUCAUCUCUUUACUCCAUACUCUGGGAGCCCCCUGACUGUUGACUCAGGAGCUUUCUGAGAAUGAAGACAGCACUGGGAGAUGAGCAAUGGGGCUUAUCCUUAGCUCUACAAUAAAUGUUCUUCCUGAAACUAAAUUUAAGAUUAUAUCAUAGAGGGAAGAAGGAAAUCAAAAAUAGAUCUAUGCUUUUAAUAUGAAACCGUGCCUGAAAUAGUUUGAUUGUAUUAAUGUUUCUGAAGUUCCUUUUACCUUUGUAAAAAAAAAAUUAAGAAAUAAAAGUGAAAAUAAAUAGAUGUGAAAUCGUACA